CUCAGCCAUGUCAACUUCCAGGUUAAUCAUCCUCGUAGUAAUUAUACUCUUCUUUAAUGCAACAUUUCUUGAAGCACAGAGUGGGCAUCUUCCUCCAAAUGAAUUUUGUUGAAUGUAUAUGGAAGUAAAUGCACUGAAGGAAAUAGCAGAUCAACUGGGGAAGAAGGAUUGGGAUUUUAGACUAAAUCCUUGUGACAACAACUCUAACUGGAUGACACCAAAAAGGAAUGAUACGCCUCAGUACAAUAAUACUCUCACUUGCGAUUGUAGCUUUCCCGGUGGCAUUUGCCAUGUUCAAAGCAUAAUUUUGAAGGGACAGGAUCUGGAAGGUGUUCUUCCUUCUGCCUUGGUGAAGUUACCCUUUCUUAAGAUAAUUGAUUUCACCCGCAACUACUUAAGUGGUACAAUUCCCCCUGGAUGGGCUUCUAUGAAAUUGGAACUUCUAUGUGUUAGUGUGAAUCGAUUGUCUGGACCAAUUCCAAAAUACUUGGGAAACAUAACAACUCUUAUAUAUUUAAGCUUAGAGAACAAUAUGUUCAAUGGAAGUGUUCCACCCGAGCUUGGGAAACUUAUGAACUUACAAAAUCUCAUUCUUAGUGCUAAUUAUAUCACUGGUAAAUUGCCAAAAGAAGUACUUAAUGGUCUCACAAAUUUGACAGAAUUUAGGCUCAGCAGUAAUAACUUCACUGGAAAAUUGCCUAGAUUUCAAACUUUCAAAAACCUUCAAAAAUUAGAGCUUCAAGCAAGUGGUUUUGAAGGACCCACUCAAAAUAUUUUUGUACCAACAAGCUUGAUAGAACUUAGAAUCAGUGACCUAAAUGGAGGAGGUGUCUCUGGAUUUCCUACAUUUACCAACUUGACCGGCAUGAGAUUUUUGAUGUUGAGAAGGUGUAAUAUUUCUGGGAAGAUACCUGAAUAUAUAGCUAAUAUGACAAGCUUGAGACAACUAGAUUUGAGUUUUAAUCAUCUGGAAGGAGGGAUUCUUGUGCUUCAAGGUCUUAAUAAACUGCAGUACAUGUAUCUAACGAACAAUUUUCUUACCGGGCAAGUUCCUCAAUGGAUUCUAAAUCGGGGUUCCUUAUAUUACAUAGAUCUUUCUUACAAUAAUUUCAAGGAGAACUCUGUGUCACCAAUUUGCAAUCAGGAAACUCUGAAUUUGUUCAAAAGCUAUAAUGGAGGAGAAAAUGAAGAAACUGAUAAGUGUCUAAAGAAUUGCACAAAAGAUUGGUAUUCAUUUCACAUCAAUUGUGGUGGAGGCAAUGUUUUGGUUGGUGACACUACAUAUGACGCAGAUGAUGAUUCUACUGGCCUUGCAAAAUUUGUUCACAAGAGAGAGAACUGGGUAACGAGUAAUACCGGGUACUUCUGGGAUAAAAAAGUAAUAGUAUCUGACUAUACGACAACAAAUAUAUCUGUAAUCAAAGGAGAGGACCUCGAAAUCUACAAGACAGCUCGUUUGUCUCCUUUGUCUCUAACAUAUUACGGACGUUGUCUAGCAAAUGGAAACUAUACAGUGAAACUUCAUUUUGCAGAGAUAGUUAUAAGAGACAAUAGAUCUUUUGAAAGCCUUGGAAGACGCAUAUUUGAUGUUUAUAUACAGGGCGAAAGGAAAUUAAAGGAUUUUGAUAUUAGAACUGAAGCACAAGGUGUUGAUAAGGCCUUGGUUAAACAAUUUCAAGCAGUUGUCAUAGAUAAAACUCUAGAGGUGCGCUUUGAGUAUGCUGGAAAAGGAACAACAGCAUCUCCACGUAGAGGAACAUAUGGACCGCUAAUAUCUGCCAUUUCUGUAGAAUCUGAUUUCAAACCUCCCAAGAACAGAAAGACUUUAAUCAUAGUUGUUUCUAUAGCUUCUUCUUCAUUUCUUAUUUUCACAAUCCUCUGUUUUGCUGGGUGGAAGGUCUACAAUAAAAGCAAGACCUCUCACGAAGAACUACGAGGCCUUGACCUAAAAACUAGUCUAUUUACUUUUAGACAAAUUAAAGUCGCUACAAACAACUUUAAUGUUGCAAAUAAGAUUGGGGAAGGUGGUUUUGGACCAGUAUACAAGGGUACAUUAUUGGAUGGUACCGUUAUUGCUGUAAAACAGCUAUCAACCAAAUCAAGACAGGGAUACCGUGAAUUUUUGAAUGAAAUUGGCAUGAUUUCUUGCCAACAACAUCCUAAUCUCGUGAAACUCUAUGGGUGUUGUGUUGAGAGAAAGCCAUUGUUGUUAGUGUAUGAGUACAUGGAAAAUAACAGCCUUGCCCAUGCUCUCUUUGGUCCAGAAGAGCUUGGCCUGAAAAUCGACUGGCCUACCAGACAAAAUAUUUGUGUUGGUAUUGCAAAAGGUUUAGCUUUUUUGCAUGAAGAAUCAACAAUAAAAGUUGUUCAUAGAGACAUUAAGACCACCAAUGUGCUUCUUGACAAAGAACUCAAUCCAAAAAUUUCUGACUUUGGUUUAGCUAAACUCUAUGAUGAUGAGAAGUCGCACAUUAGCACAAGAGUUGCUGGGACAUUGGGAUACACAGCUCCAGAAUAUGCAUUGUGGGGCUACUUAACAUUCAAAGCUGAUGUCUAUAGUUUUGGUGUGGUGGCAUUGGAAAUUGUUGCAGGGAAGAACAACAUGAAGUAUCGUCAUGAUGAGGAGUGUGUUUGCCUUCUUGAUUGGGCACUUGUUCUUCAAGAAAAAGGAACCCUAAUGGAGCUAAUUGAUCCAAGAUUGCAUUCUGAUUAUGACAAAGAAGAGGCACUCAGAAUGAUCAAAGUGGCUUUGCUUUGUACUAAUACUUCCCCUGUGCUUAGGCCAUCCAUGUCUGCAGUAGUCAACAUGCUUGAAGGUCAUGAUGAUAUUCUCAAAUGCAAUUCUAAUCUACAUGAAUCCAAUUUUCAAGAAAUAAAAGAUCAUUAUGAUGAAAUGCCGGCUGACUUAAGCGAUAUGAUUCUCCCUACAGAGUAAAUUUUUUGUUUGGAUGCAAAUUAACCAUCGUUAUAUAUAUUUGUAGUAGCUAGUCGUGAUAGAUACUACAUUUACUAAAAUUCUCUAGUUUUCAUUUGUCUAGUUUUUCAUUCUCCAUUCCCUAGUUUCAAAGUUAGAAACAAUAUAAGUAAACACAUUUUUUGUUUUUCAUUAUCCUAUUUUCCAUAUCUGUAAAAAAUGGAAAAUGUGUCUAGUUAUAAAUAAACUCUUCAGGUUUCCUACCUUCCAAA
Ipomoea triloba (trilobed morning glory) is the source of this 3186-nucleotide messenger RNA. RefSeq names its product probable leucine-rich repeat receptor-like serine/threonine-protein kinase At3g14840. NCBI's taxonomy places the organism in Eukaryota, Viridiplantae, Streptophyta, Magnoliopsida, Solanales, Convolvulaceae. The record is from RefSeq and is a predicted model, not a curated record. Gene Ontology annotation, biological process: protein phosphorylation. The coding region runs from base 113 to 2935 and encodes 940 amino acids. Gene Ontology annotation, molecular function: ATP binding; protein kinase activity; protein binding. The transcript has 24 exons.